UCCUAGAUAAAUUCAUGUCAAAAGAAUAAAUAUUCAUAUAUUCAAUACCAAAUUGAUUGUCGGGUCAUUUGUCUGUUGAUAUGUGUAUUUUACCGACGCAAAAAAGCUUAACCAGUCUAACGGACAGCUUUUCGAGCGUCGGCAGUGAAGCAUUCGUGCAUGCGACUAAUUUCGGAAAGAAACCCUCUUUAGAACCAAAAUUCCUGAUCGUCGGCGCUGGUGCUGCCGGUAUAGCUUGUGCUGCGUCACUACUGUUGAAGGGCUUUAAGUGUGUUACAAUUAUCGAGGCAGAGAAUCGAAUCGGCGGACGAAUUUACACGAAAUCCUUUAGUCAUAACAUUGUGGAAUUGGGCGCACAAUGGUGUCAUGGCGAGAAGGGUAACAUCGUCUAUCAAAUGGCACAAGGCAGAAAUCUGAUGGGUUCGUCAAGUGCCAUCUAUACGAAUUUCGAUUGUAUACGGUCCGACGGCGAAUUGGUGCCGAAUGAUGUUGUGAAAAAAUUGAAAACUUUACUCGCACAGAUAUUUGCUAAGCGCAACAACGAAUUGCCAACAUUCGAGGGUACACUCGGUGAGUAUCUCUCGAAGAAUUUCUACAAGAUGCUUUCUGAUGAGGAGUACAAGGAUGUGAGCUAUGUGGUGGCGAAAGAAUUUUUUGAGAAUUUCCUCAAAAUUGAACGCUCUGAAACAUCUGCAGGUGUGGACGAAAUAUCUGGUCGCGGUUUUCAAAGCUAUGCGACCUGUGAUGGUGAUUAUUUGUUGCACUUCGAAGAGGGUUUUUUGCAGUUCCUACGUACCCUGCUGCGUGCAGAUGAGCUGCACAAUGAUUUAGGCGUACUCGAGGAUAAAAUUCUCUUCGGCAUACGUGUGAAAGAGAUCAUUUGGGACCGCAAAGAUUACAAAGUGGAGGUAACUUGUGAGAACACAAGCGCUGCCUUUCUAGUAGAUCAUGUUAUAGUAACAGUACCACUGGGUGUACUGAAGAAAAAGGCGCAACAGUUGUUUAGUCCGGAACUACCAGCAGCAAAAUUGAAUGCCAUCGAUGGUUUGGGCUUCGGUAGUAUUAUGAAAUUAUUCUUUGAAUUCCCCAAGCCAUUUUGGAAUAGUCAUUGGUCCGGGUUUGCUUUGCUUUGGCGCGAUGAGGAUAUGGCUGAGGUGCGUGGCAGUACUCGCGCGUGGUUGGAGGAUAUCUAUGGAUUUUAUAGAGUACCAAAUCAGCCAUGUGUACUCGUCGGAUGGCUUGUUGGCUCUCAUAUAUCAGAAGUCGAGCAAAUGGCUGAUAUUGACGUGAUUGGUGGUUGUUUGUAUUUAUUAAGACGCUUCUUACCGCAAUGGAAUAUACCCAACACGGUUGAAUUCAUUAAAUCCACAUGGGAUACUAAUCCGAACUUUUGCGGCUCUUUUUCAUUUCGUUCCCUAAAAACCGAAGAACUCGCUACAUCGGCAGCAGAGUUGGCGCAACCGAUUACAGUUCUGGCGGACGCACCAACUUAUGGCAUGAGUUCGCUUGUGAGAGGCGGUCUAUCUGUGAAGCCGAUAGUACAAUUUGCCGGGGAAGCUACACACGAUUACUACUUUGGUACGGUACAUGGCGCGGUGGAAACGGGUAUACGAGAGGCUAAGCGCUUACAGGGUUACUACUCAGUCGAUAUUUAAUAAAUAAAAUGCGAAAUGCAUGAAAUUAAAAAAAA
This is a messenger RNA of Ceratitis capitata (Mediterranean fruit fly), 1690 nucleotides long. RefSeq names its product spermine oxidase. NCBI's taxonomy places the organism in Eukaryota, Metazoa, Arthropoda, Insecta, Diptera, Tephritidae. The transcript has a single exon. The record is from RefSeq and is a predicted model, not a curated record. The coding region runs from base 81 to 1655 and encodes 524 amino acids. Gene Ontology annotation, molecular function: polyamine oxidase activity.